Messenger RNA from Psylliodes chrysocephalus, 467 nucleotides. The record is from the annotation of a GenBank genome assembly. Lineage: Eukaryota; Metazoa; Arthropoda; Insecta; Coleoptera; Chrysomelidae.
AUGGCCGCACAUCAGCGAAGAGUGAGCAGAGUUGUGGCAGGCCCCAAACUGCUCGGUGUGCAGCUAAUGCUGAGAGGUACUAUUAGGAUGUUCUCCGUCGACUCCUUGACACAGUUUGGCGCAAAAGACUAGACAUGUGGACGGCGAACAACUGGCACUUGCAUCAUGACAAAGCCCUUGCAUAUUCAUCCCAAUUGAUCAACACUUUCUUAAACAAACAUGGAAUUACAAUCAUUCGUCAACCUCCCUACUCUGCAGACCUGGCUCCUUGCGACUUCUGGUUGUUUCCAAAAUUGAAGACGCCACUAAAAGGAUCUUGUUUUGGGAGUACAGAAGAGAUAAUGCGGAACGCGACGACGGAGCUGAACACCAUUCCAAAAGAAGACUUCCUGAGGUGUUUCCAGCAGUGGAAGGAUCGGUGGGAUAAGUGUGUGGAAGCACAAGGGGCCUACUUUGAAGGGGAUUAG